AUGGUUACAACUGCUUCGCAGGGAGUGGCCGGUGGAGGAACCGUGGCAGAAGCCAUAUCACAAGCGCUUAGUCUUGAUCUCGGUGCGACGGAUCUCUCAUCACCGGAAGUCAUGCAACAAUUCAUAUUAGAUCACCCCCACAUCUCUACGAUCACCGAUUUUAUUCGUAAGGUGAAUACUGCCUGGGGAGGCACGGAUCUGUUAUGGGACACUAUGAGCACCCACGAAUGUAUCGUCGGGGAUGGGAUCAACUCGGUGACAUCCCAAGCUGAGCUUGAAAAGCUUCAUGAUCUGGGAUACUCGACGGGUGACUUGGCCAAAGUUACUGUGGUUUCGGGCACCGCAACUGAGUUUUCUCAACCACUGGCUGAUAAGUUUGCAGAGCAAGGGGCCGCUAGCCAUGCUCAAGAGGUGGAUACUAAGAAUGGAUCACAAUCUGACAGUGUAAGUACAUUUUCUACCAAGAUUGAAGUGGAUCAAGCCAAUGGUACGCCACGAAAAAGUAAGAGGCAGAAGUCUAAUAAAGUCGCGAAAGUUGCGGGUGUUGUUGCUAUUGGGAUGGCCAUCUUACUUUGA
Molecule: messenger RNA, 576 nt
Organism: Penicillium angulare
Lineage: Eukaryota; Fungi; Ascomycota; Eurotiomycetes; Eurotiales; Aspergillaceae
Exons: 1
Coding region: 1-576 (191 amino acids)
Source: RefSeq, a predicted model, not a curated record